Messenger RNA from Myripristis murdjan (pinecone soldierfish), 797 nucleotides. It is a transcript of the gene xgb, whose product is annotated as x globin. NCBI's taxonomy places the organism in Eukaryota, Metazoa, Chordata, Actinopteri, Holocentriformes, Holocentridae. Gene Ontology annotation, molecular function: heme binding; oxygen binding. The transcript is spliced from 5 exons. Bases 113 to 709 code for a protein of 198 amino acids. The record is from RefSeq and is a predicted model, not a curated record.
UGCCAGGAUCACCAGGUUUCCUGUCUGGCGCAGAAUCAAACAGCCCAACAAAUUUUAGGUUAAGGUCGACGCCAAUUCCUCGCUGUGGUCUUAUUCAUAGUCUAUAUGAAGAAUGGGCUGCGCAAUAUCAGGUGUGGCAGCGAAAGCAGAGUUUGGGGAGAAGAUCACGGAGGCUGCUGCCCCUGCACAUCUCACCGAGCAGCAGAUCCAGAUGAUCAAGGAGUCAUGGAAAGUUAUCCGGGACGAUAUCGCCAAAGUUGGGAUCAUUAUGUUCGUCAGGUUGUUUGAGACCCAUCCUGAAUGCAAAGACGUCUUCUUCCUGUUCCGGGACGUGGAGGACCUGGAGAGGCUGCGGACCAGCCGGGAACUCAGGGCUCAUGGUUUACGAGUGAUGUCUUUUAUCGAGAAAAGUGUGGCUCGACUGGACCAGCUGGAGCGACUGGAGACUCUGGCUCUGGAGCUUGGAAAAAGCCAUUAUCGUUACAAUGCCCCACCCAAAUACUACAGCUAUGUCGGAGCAGAAUUCAUUUGUGCUGUCCAGCCUAUCCUCAAGGACAGAUGGACACCUGAGCUGGAGGAGGCCUGGAAGACCAUGUUCCUGUAUGUGACCGGCCUCAUGAAGCAGGGAUACCAGGAGGAGAGCAACCGACAGCGGCAGCUAGCCGUCUCCCCAAAGGAGAGACCGGACAAGAGGAGCACGGCCCUAUGAGAGCCCGACUCAACCACAGGACUGUUUUCACACAUCCAGCACUGACAUGUGGCUGUGUAUAUAGUGUAUUUACUGUCUCGCUUUCUAC